Molecule: messenger RNA, 2067 nt
Organism: Aspergillus bombycis
Lineage: Eukaryota; Fungi; Ascomycota; Eurotiomycetes; Eurotiales; Aspergillaceae
Product: tRNA modification protein MTO1
Exons: 2
Coding region: 1-2067 (688 amino acids)
Biological process (GO): tRNA wobble uridine modification; tRNA methylation
Cellular component (GO): cytosol
Molecular function (GO): flavin adenine dinucleotide binding
Source: RefSeq, a predicted model, not a curated record
AUGGCUUUUCGGGUGCGGUCAGUGACUCUUCAGCGAUGGAGUCACGGUUCUCGCUCCCGAUUGCUAGGCUCAGUUCGCGGUCUGGCCACUGUUUCUGAUGGUUCACGGCCAUACGAUGUCGUCGUCAUUGGAGGUGGACACGCUGGCUCGGAAGCCUGCGCUGCUGCAGCUCGCUCGGGUGCUCGCACUGCAUUAAUCACACCCUCGCUCUCUAACAUCGGCGUAUGCUCGUGCAAUCCAAGCUUUGGAGGAAUCGGAAAGGGCACAAUGAUCCGGGAAGUUGACGCAAUGGACGGUGUUGCAGGGCGCAUAAUCGACAAAGCGGGUAUCAUGUUUCGGAUUCUCAACAGAUCGAAGGGGCCUGCAGUUUGGGGCCCUCGCGCUCAAAUCGAUCGUGACCUGUACAAAAGAUACAUGCAAGAAGAGCUACUCGCAACCGAAGGGCUGAGUGUGUUGGAGGGGAAAGUUGCAGAUAUAGUGGUGUCAAAAGAGGGCGUAGAGGAUGUGCCCGGAGCGCAGGGCAAAAUCGUCGGAGUAAGGCUGGAGUCUGGGGAGGUCAUACCUACUAGCCGAGUGGUGAUCACAACAGGGACCUUCUUGGGCGGAGAAAUCCAUAUUGGAAUGACUGUAUACCCGUCGGGCCGCAUGGGUGAGGCCGCUACGUUUGGACUAAGCAAGUCCCUUCGUGAGGCUGGGUUCCAACUUGGUCGUCUGAAGACUGGGACUCCUCCUCGACUGGAUGCCAAGACGAUCGAUUUCAAAUCCCUCGAAGUUCAGAAAGGCGACUCACCACCGCAACCGUUUUCCUACCUCAACAAUACGGUUCAAGUUGGUGAUGAAGGUCAACUCAACUGUUGGAUGACCCAUACCAACGAGGCCUCUCACGACAUUAUCCGUGCUAACUUGGAUAAAUCCAUCCAUAUUCGCGAAACUGUCAGAGGACCGAGGUACUGCCCUUCCCUUGAGUCAAAGAUCAUCCGCUUUCAGGACAAGAAGCAACAUCUCAUCUGGCUGGAACCAGAGGGAUUUGCUCCCAACGAUGUUAUUUAUCCUAACGGAAUCUCUAUGACUGUUCCGGAAGACGCUCAGUUCGCUAUGCUACGGACAGUUCGCGGAUUGGAAAACGUGCGCAUGCUUCAACCAGGUUACGGAGUGGAAUACGACUAUAUCGAUCCUCGUAACCUCUGGCCUACUCUGGAAACGAAACUGAUCAGUGGACUCUACCUCGCUGGCCAGAUCAACGGGACAACCGGAUACGAAGAAGCCACAGGACAAGGAAUCAUCGCCGGUACCAACGCCGGUCUCUCCGCCCAAGGCCGGUCGCCACUCACGCUUACUCGGUCAGACGGGUUUAUUGGAAUCAUGAUCGACGACCUCAUCACCAAGGGUGUAUCUGAGCCCUACCGUAUGUUCACAACGCGGAGCGAGUACCGUAUCUCUACGAGAUCAGACAAUGCGGAUCUACGCCUAACACGAAAGGCUCGCAACGCCGGUGUCGUCUCCGACAAACGCUGGCGACAUUUCACCGACACCGAGGCUCAGAUCAACGAGCUCCAGACUCUUCUCGCCAACACAAAAAUGUCCUCUAACGCAUGGUCUCGUAAAGGCUUCAAGGCCCGAGUAGACACCUCGAUCCGUUCAGCACUGGACCUCCUCUGCCUCGACGAAGUCGAAAUUGAUGCCUUAAUCCCCCACAUCGAAUCCCCUUCCGGAAAGGUCUACACUCCCUCUUCCUUUGCCCCAGAAAUCCGAACCCGUGUUGCUAUCGAACGCCGGUACGCCCCCUAUGUCGCACGACAAGAGACAGCAGUCCGCAAGUUCCUGCAGGACGAAAGCCUACUCCUCUCCCCUGACUUGGACUACUCCAAGGUGCAAGGCAUCAGCACAGAGGAAAAACAGGCUCUCGAACGCGUCCGACCCGUCAGCGUUGGUAUGGCCCGCCGGAUCGAAGGUGUCACUCCCGCAGGUGCCUUACGCUUACUUGCUCAUGUCCGGAGAACCGGUCCACCACCUGCGAGUGAGAACCUAGAAGAGACCCCGGAUGACAUCCUCCAACAAGCUCCUUAG